Molecule: messenger RNA, 772 nt
Organism: Phycomyces blakesleeanus NRRL 1555(-)
Lineage: Eukaryota; Fungi; Mucoromycota; Mucoromycetes; Mucorales; Phycomycetaceae
Exons: 2
Coding region: 37-594 (185 amino acids)
Biological process (GO): translation
Cellular component (GO): cytosolic large ribosomal subunit; ribosome
Molecular function (GO): RNA binding; structural constituent of ribosome
Source: RefSeq, a predicted model, not a curated record
ACCUGUCAACGUCUUGGUUGAUUAACGUUAUUUAGCAUGGGUAUCGAUCUUAAGAACCACCACGUUAAGAACUCCAACCGCACUGCCCCCAAGUCUGACAAUGUCUACUUGGCUUUGUUGGUUAAGUUGUACCGCUUCCUUGCUCGUCGCACUGAUGCCAACUUCAACAAGGUUGUCUUGAAGCGUCUCUUUAUGUCCCGCGUCAACCGCCCCCCUGUCUCGGUCUCUCGCCUUGCCAAGUACGCUGCCACCAAGAGCGCCGCCAACAAGACCUUUGUCGUCGUUGGUACCAUCACUGAUGAUGUCCGCAUCUUGGACCUCCCCAAGCUCUCCAUUGCUGCCCUCCACUUCACCAAGACCGCCAAGGCUCGUAUCCUCAAGGCCGGUGGUGAGAUCCUCACUCUUGAUCAGCUUGCUCUCCGUGCCCCUACCGGUGCCAACACUGUCCUUAUCCGUGGUUCCAAGAACUCCCGUGAGGCCGUUAAGCACUUCGGCAUGGGUCCCCACAAGAACAAGAAGCCCUAUGUUCGCUCUGAGGGUCGCAAGUUCGAGCGCGCUCGUGGUAAGCGUGCCUCGCGUGGUUUCAAGGUCUAAGGAAACAUUAUGUCUACUUUCUUUUGAUUCUACAACCAAUAAACUUCUAGCCAGCAAUGGCAUUGUGACAUGUAUAAUAUAUAUUUUAAGAGUUUUGUUAUUUUGCUUUUUAUCGAUAUUUCUUAUUUGGGUCGUAAAAUUGGGUGAAUUGAGGGACUAAUGGGGUUUGAUUUGUGGG